Prunus armeniaca (apricot) is the source of this 429-nucleotide messenger RNA. The record is from the annotation of a GenBank genome assembly. Lineage: Eukaryota; Viridiplantae; Streptophyta; Magnoliopsida; Rosales; Rosaceae.
AUGGCCCCUAAACCUAUACUCGAGAUGAGCCUUGGUUUGGCAAGGGAUGUGCUCAACCUUCAUGACCGCUAUGAGGAUCUCAAGCCCACCUUCAAAACCUCUGAGUUCUGCAUGGCCACUCAUGAAGCCAACUUGGCUGAUUUUGCAAAGCAGAAGGCAGAAUUGGAUCAAAUGGUGGCAGGGUAUAAGGAAGCCAAAGCCACUGCAGACAAACUGGAGAAGCAGAUUGCAGAGCUUCAAAAACAGCUGGCAGAGUGCAGGGAAGUGCAGAACAGGCUCGGGGCUGGACUGAGCUCCAAGACUAAGGCUACCUUUCUUGUGCAGAGCAUGGUUGUAGCUAGAGGUGUCAAACGGGACGGGCCGGCCCAGCACGGCACGAGCCCAGCCCAUUUAAAUGAGGCACGAGCACGGCACGAGCACGAAUAUUAA